Molecule: messenger RNA, 5631 nt
Organism: Anas platyrhynchos (mallard)
Lineage: Eukaryota; Metazoa; Chordata; Aves; Anseriformes; Anatidae
Gene: TXNRD2
Product: thioredoxin reductase 2
Biological process (GO): cell redox homeostasis; cellular response to oxidative stress; glutathione metabolic process
Cellular component (GO): mitochondrion; cytosol
Molecular function (GO): glutathione-disulfide reductase (NADPH) activity; flavin adenine dinucleotide binding; thioredoxin-disulfide reductase (NADPH) activity
Source: RefSeq, a predicted model, not a curated record
GCUGCUCGGCCGCCUCCGCGGGGUCCUGGCGCGGCGCGGCGGGGCGGCCCGUUGCCGCCCAGCAUGGCGGCGCUGUGGUGGAGGCGGCGGCGUCUCCCGGGCGCGGCGGGGCUGUGCCGUACGGCGCGAGCCCUCUCAGGAAAGCCUGAGUAUGAUCUUCUGGUAAUCGGUGGAGGAUCUGGAGGCCUGGCUUGUGCAAAAGAAGCUGCUCAGUUUGGAAGGAAAGUGGCCGUUUUGGAUUACGUGGAACCUUCUCCACAAGGAACCAAAUGGGGACUUGGUGGAACUUGCGUGAAUGUUGGUUGCAUUCCUAAAAAGCUCAUGCAUCAAGCAGCCCUUUUAGGCAGUGCCCUUAAAGAUGCCCAGCGCUAUGGCUGGAAUAUAGCCCACCCUGUUCAUCAUAACUGGUCAGAGAUGGCUCAAGCUGUUCAGAAUUACGUGAAGUCUUUGAACUGGGGACACAGAGUGCAGCUACAAGACAAGAAGGUGAAAUAUUUCAAUGUCAAAGGGAGUUUUUCAGAUCCACAUACGAUCCGUGGUUUAACAAAAGGAGGUAAAGAGACUAUUCUUACUGCAGAAAAAAUUGUCAUUGCUACUGGAGGAAGACCAAAAUAUCCUACACACGUUGCAGGUGCGCUGGAGUAUGGAAUCACAAGUGAUGACCUGUUCUGGUUAAAAGAAUCUCCUGGAAAAACGUUGGUUGUUGGAGCCAGCUAUAUUUCACUUGAAUGUGCUGGUUUUCUAACUGGCAUUGGACUAGACACUACGGUCAUGAUGAGAAGUAUCCCACUUCGUGGGUUUGAUCAGCAAAUGGCAUCUUUAGUAACAGAGUACAUGGAAUCUUAUGGCACAAAAUUUUUAAAGAAAUGUAUCCCAACAAAAGUUGAAAAAUUGGAAAGCAACAGAUUACACGUCACCUGGAAAAAUACUGACUCGGGCACAGAAGAAGCGGAUUCCUUUGACACAGUGAUGUGGGCAGUAGGUCGGGCUCCUGACACCAAAGCUCUCAAUUUGGAGGCAGUUGGAGUGAAAACUAAUUCUGAAACUGGAAAGAUCAUUGUGGAUGCCAGUGAAGCUACUUCUGUUCCUCACAUUUACGCAGUUGGAGACAUAACAGAGUUUACAGGUGAACUCAGAAUUUCUACACUUGAGUUGGACAUCUUUGACAAUGUUAUAAUAUGAUGUAUGGCUGGAUUGUGAACUGUACCAGGUACAAGGAGGAUGUUUUCAUCAGCUGCUUGCUGUUCCCAAAGAAAUUGUGCAAUACUAUAGAAUAUUAUUGUGGGCAUCACAAGAUCUCUUAUCUGUCACUUAACUUAAUGGAAAUGAGCACAUCCCUUCCUAUUAAAGUUGCUUUUUAUAUAUAGUGUGGUCAUCUUUAUAGAAGUCUGGUAAAUCUAAAUACUGUGGUGAUACCCAAACCACAUACAUAGUAUGAUUUGAGAGAUCUUUGAGAUCUUUUAAAGAUUUCACAUUCUGCCACACAUAACAUUCUCCCCCCCCACCCCAAGCAUUCUUGAGUUUUUGAAGAGAUGUAACAGGUUACAUGUCUUUGAAUAGCCUGCAGAUCCCUGACUGGAUGCUGGAACAGUCAGAGAGACUUAAAUCUCAUAAAUCUAUUGGUGAUUCCUGACCUCUUUCCCUCUUUGUAGACAUGUGUUUCUUCCUGUCUGUCUCCAUCUUCAUGUGAAUGACUUGCCAUUUCCUUUUAGACUGUGUGAAAACUCUUUCCUGUUCGGCUAUUUCUCCUUUUAUUCUUUGCUCUCCACAAUUUCUCUGUACUAUGCAGUCACUCAGAGAGAGCUUUGGGGUUACGUUCAGUUCUCCUUUCUUCUCUCCACAUAGAGGUUCCCUCUGUGUUUGUCACUUCAUGCUCUGGGAUAUUUCCUGAAGUCCACUUUCUUCUCAGUGACCUGCUCAUCCCUGAUAUAUGCCUUGGUUAGGCUUUUGGCUUUCCAAACUAUUCUUUUUAAUUUAAUCCAAUUGGCAGUUGUUAGAGGCAAUGCUGGCAAGGUCUUCAGUUCUGUUGCUCACUUUGCUGCCAAUCUGCGGUGUUAUUUUGAGCAGGUCAUUUCCGUUUGGGUGCUUUUGGUAUUCUGCCUUUUGAGGAUUUAGUUAAAUAAGAAAUGUAAAGUUGGAGGCAGGAUGCUCUCAUCUUUCCUAUUCUGCAUCUAGAAAGUCAGGUCUACAUUUAUUUGUCAUUUUCAUUUUGUUGUUAAAACCUGGAUUUCCUUUUCCUGUUUUUGUUCUUGGUAGUGCAGAUUUCUGAACCCGAGUUGUGUAAUAUGCACUUCUAAGUGUGUUAAGAAAAGCAACACGCUUUUCUACUAUGUACAGUUGGGAAAACUGGACAGUUAAAUCAGUGCUCUGUAGACAUAUUCUCAUAAGCUUUUGUCUCCAUAUGGGCUAAAUAUAGGGAAUUAAGGGAAUCACAAUGUAGUACUUGCACAUUUAUAGAGUUUAAAGAUAGAAGGAACUAUCUUGUCUGACUCCAUUACAAUAUGAGCUAUGUAAUUCCACUUGUUAAGCAAUGCAGUUAUUUUGUUUGAAUAUCCAAAUGAAUUUUGUCUCUUUUAAAAGCAGAAUAGAUUUAGAUAAUAAAUUUUAUUGGCAUGGGAAUCAGCAGUGGAACAAAGUUCCCAUUGUUGGUGUUGGUGUACAUCUCAGCUGGAUACACUUGAUUCUUCUGUGUGUAUUCUUUCAGAACCACAAAGCUGUAGAGCUUGGCAUGUAAUAUUGUCUGGGUGAGACCACUCAAGGGGCAGGAAAGGGAAUUUUGUUCCAUGUGAAUGAGCAUCAGUGAUCCCUAAUAUUAUUUAUAAAAUAGGGUUUUUGUCUCUUGUGUCCCUGUUAGGAUCUCUCAUUGGUCUUCUCUCUACCUGCCAGAUUUUCUUUGCUGCCAUAAAGUGCUAUUGCUUAUACAUUUGCAAGUAGUUCUCAACCUCUCCUCCUUCCUCCUUUACUAGGCCACACUGAAUAGAUGCGAAAUUUUUACUGAAUAGCUAUUUUUUUAUUUUUAUUAAUUCAGUGCCCUGGCUGGAAGGGGAGUAGUGAAAGAAGGGAAAGGGGAGUUUCAUGAUAUGGUUAGAAUGAGUGUUUUCAUUUGGGAAUCAUACCCAUCUGGCACAAAUGGGAAACUAUGUGUGCAUGGGUGUCUUAUUGCACCCUUGUAUGAAAAAUUAAAUCCUAAUGUUAUGCAAGCUGUUCAUCUGGAGAAAGGGAAGGGGAAAAAAAUACAACCUCCCAGAGGUUGGUCAAUCUGUCUACCCUCAAAAAAAGAUUCUCAGGCUUUGGCAAAAAGAUAUUUUCAACUGACAGGUAAAACUGUAUUUAAGAAUUUUCAUUUUCUGUAAUCAGGAUGAGGAUGACCAGGCUGGAAUUUUAAUGUGAUUUUUUUUUUUUUUCAGUGAUAAUAUAAGCUCUGUCUAUUAAAACCCUUCCUCUAGUGGUAUUAAUGUUGAAAAGCAUGGCACACAGCAUAAAGAAGUUCUCUUAGAAGGAGGUUUAUCAUAUGUAUGUGUAUACAUCUGUCAUAUUUCAAAGGGUGUUGUAACAAAGAUGUGUAGAGAAGGUGGAAUGUACCGUAUGUUUCUUUGAAUAGAAAUAAGACCAAGAAAGAGUCGUGUUAGAACAAAUACACAGUACUUCAAAGCUUUUUAAACUCUCUUAGGAGCCAUCUCGUUUAAAUGUAUAAUGCAUUGGAGGAUACUUAUGAACUAUUUGUAUCCAUAAUAAUAAUGAGGGUAGUUCUACACAUGACUGCAAAGUGAAUGUUCUUUUCAAAUAUUUACCAGAGAAGGUCUUUAAGCCAUUGUUUAUGAGAAAUUAGACUUUAUCUGCAUGGAUGUUUUUGUAAUUAGUUGGGUUUUAUGGAAUGCAUAGCAGUGCUUUCACAAUUUUAUCUCUAGUUCCAAUCUUCUAUUCAUUUCUGGAAUGCCAAAACAACAUCUGUAUUUCCUGCUACAGAAAUGAUUGGCAGCCAUGUUUCAGGCAAAUGUGUGCAAGAAAAAACAAAUGGCAAAUUUCAUCUGCUAAAUGACAUUUACAGACUUGAAAGUCAAAAUGCUGGUUUUGAAAAACCAUGACUUGAUAUAUCUUAUGGGAAAAAGGCAUAGACUUACAGUUUUGUAAUUUGUCAUGAGCAGUGGGGAAAAAUAGGUUUGUCUUUGUAAACAGAAUAGUUGUGUCUGUUAACAGGUUAGACGUAAUGUUUCGGUUUAUUUUUGGAAAGAAAGUUUCAGCAUAAGGUGUUAUUAGUAUAGAUAAAAACGCAAAUGUGUUUUAAUAUGCAGAUAAUUGAUAGAGUAUGUAUAAUGUAGUAAAUGGUAGCUAACACCAUGUACAGAACUAAUUAAAGGGAAUAUACAGAAAAGAGAAGCUGGGAAAGAAGAAUGGUUUCCAGUAAAUGCUCAGAACAGUCAGGUUAAUGAAGAAACACUUGAAAAACUUCAAUGUAUGUGGUGGGAAAUCCUUACUUUGUUUUCUGCUGAAGACUGUUUUUGAGGGCUUACUGAAUGACCAGCUCCAAAGUGGAGCUUUGCAUAAAUGUGGCAAGUGUUGGAUCUAGAUAGGACCUGUAUGAAGCAAAAUUUCACAGUCUUUACAAAGCAUUUCUCAUUGUCCCACAAAGGUGUUGUUUUUCAGUUAUAGCUUUCUUAUGUCUCCAUAUCUUUCCUUCUAGACUUGUGACCCCUUUCCUAAUUGCAGACAGGCAUCUUGAUGAUACAGACUUAGAUAAACUCUUAAAUAACUCUUUUUGACUAGAUUCAUGAAGUUUUCUCUGGCUUAUCAACUUAAAUGGACUAUUAUUCCGCAGGCUUCAAAAAAAAAAUGCUUUGAAGAUGCCAUUCUUCAGUCUGCAAAAACUUCCAGCUUCUUUAAAACUAGCAUUGGAGUUCUGAUGCUCCAGUGGCAUUGUGUCAGCACUAGAAAUUAGGAUUCUGGCACAUUGCUUGACCUGUUUGGAUGUAAAAAGUAGUCAGGACUUGUGGCUUGAAUUGAAGCAUGUCCUGGCCAUAUUCUGCUGUUAUGUCAUUUUUCAUUUGCAGGACGUUAGCAUUUGCCAACAGCAUCCUUUUCAUGCCUCCCUCUAAUGCCAGAGUCUGAGAUUAGGACCAAUUCAAACUAUAGGUUGCAGUGUGGGCAAAAUAGCAUUCCUUUUUCCCAAUCCAGGGAAAAGGUCCAUGAGUCCAAAGGUCCAUAGAGAGCCCAUGUCUACAAAUAGCAAAGUUUGCACCUGUUGACUCUGUGUUCUGUAAAAAUGCAUCAGGCAACUUUUUAAAAAAAAAAGUUCUGGUAGAUUUUAAAACGCUGUUCCUUAUACUAGUUUGUUUUUCUUCCUGCUUUAAAAAGACCAGCUGGUAAGCUUACUGAGGGCUUACUAUGGAAAGAGAGGGUGAGAUGGAUGGUUAACAUGUUAACAACCUCUGCUUUUCAGGGAGUGACAUCAGAUGUGAAGUUUUUAUAUGUUGAUUGUAAGCAUGUUUGGACAGAAAUUAUUAGUGCCUUCUCCAUUUGGAGCACUGGCUGCUAAGCUGGAAUUCCAAAGAUUUGGCCUUCCUCUGCCUGCUGUCCCAGGAGAAAUCCUUGGAUGAUACUUCUCUUUUAGAUGAAACAAAGCUUUGUGCUCUU